GUCAAAAACUCGUCAUGAAAGUGUCACAAGACCAUCUUUACAUGUGGUCUUGGAUUUUAAAAUAGAACCUUUGCACCAACACUCCACAAUGCUCAACCCGGACAAAGUAAGAGGACAAUGAGAAAGGAUAUACGAUAAUCAGAAAACUUAACAUUUAACAUUUAUUGUUUAAACUGAAUACGACUGGUAAAUACAAUAAACGGUGACCAUACCUAUUUUAGUAUCAUCCAAGCAUCAUACUAUACGAUAGGAAGAGUUUGGCGAAAUGCGACGGCAAGACCAACUUCAUCAAUCUGGUCCAAAGUGUUCAAGAAUUUGAUUUUAACUCAGAUUCUGCGUAAUUUGAACCAUUUCUUGGUCAAUUUGACAUUAGAUGCCGUACUCAGAUUUCAUUGGAAAAUGUAGCAAAUCAAAGGUUUUUACAAACCAUCGUAUUCGGCCCAUAUAAGUACAAAAGGCAUAUUGAGGUCGUUCAUUCACUGAUGGAAAAUCAGUCAGUCAUUUCAUUAAGAUAAAUCAUAUAAUUAAAUUGUGAAAUGAUGCGCGCACAUCGUAUCUUAUAUCAAAACACCAUGCAAUAACCGCGCCUUGCACUAAUACAGUCUCAUGCAACAAAUUCAAUUAGAUAUAAGAUUUGAUGAGUGACGCAUAUUUAUCAUCUGGAAUCAGCCAAUCGUGUUAAUGACUAAUUAAUGCCGCGCAAUAGUAACUCAACAUGUAGGACCUAACGUCAAGUGUUGUAGAAUGCUGCAGUAUCAUUUCGACAGAUUGGCUGCUGCACAGCAAACAUUAUUGACACACAAUUUGAUUGAUUUUCUCCGUGAAGAUGAUGCGGAUCACGCGAGUGGCGAGUGCGCAAUGCUAUAUCGGUGACUCUUGAUAAUAAUGUGCUGGUGGGCCGAUGUUGUUGCGAGAACUUUCAGUCAGUCAAAGGGCGUUAGGCACGUAGGACCGGCCCGUCUUACGGCUCCGUUUUACGGUCAGUGAGGAACCAGCACGAUCGGUUGAGUAUGGCUGCUUAUAUCGGAGACAAUUGGACCGAAUGGAAUAUCUCUGGUGGAGAUUUCUUCACAGAAAACAUCGCACAACGAGGCGUCGCCGAGAAAGUUAUUGCAGCAAUUUUGUUAAUCAUGAUCAUUGUUCUGUCGGUAGUGGGAAACAUCGCCGUCAUUAUUGCGGUUAUGAGGACGCCCCGGUUACGGGAGAAAACAUCCAAUAUAUUCUUGAUAAACUUGAGUGUGACGGAUCUAAUGAAUGCAACAUUGGUGAUGCCCAGCACAGUGUUCUCCCUCAUUGCAGAUAAAUGGAUGUUCGGUCCUUUUUUGUGUUACGCACAGUGUGCUUUUAACUACUGGUUCAUCAUUGUUUCAAUGUUAACUCUUGCUAUGAUUAGUAUUGACGGCUACUACGCCGUGGUUCAUCCCCUGCACUACAUGAACAUCGUCACCCCAACGCUUACUAAGAUGGCGGUUUCGUAUGCCUGGAUUCAGGGCUUUGCCUUUGGCUUGAUACCUGUCAUCUACAACUGGGUCGUCUUUGACUACUGGGAAGUUGUUUGCGCCAUAAACUGGGACGCCUACAGCCAAGAGGGUGCGUUGUCCUACGUCAUAACAGCUUUCAUAUUCUGCUUUCUUAUCCCCGCCAUAGUCAUGACUCUUUGCUACACCAAAAUCUGCCGUGUUGCGAAGGAGAAAUCGGUGGUACCCGAAAUCGCUGCCAGCGGGCCGAAGGGCCGGCGGAAAAACAAGAAGGCGACUAACGAGAGGCGGGUCAUACAGAGUUUAGCUCUGGUGGUGGGCAUUUUCUUCCUGUGCAUGACACCUUUCUGCGUCACCAAACUCAUCAAAAUCUUUAAGAGUUCAAGCUUCCUGCCGCCGUAUCUCUACCUGAUAGCAUCGUGGUUUGAGUACCUCGCAAGUGCCACUAAUCCUUUUAUCUACGCCAUAUUUCGGCGGGACUUUCGCCGCGCCUUCAAGCACUUGUUCUGUCGUAACCGAAUAUUCCCCGGACGGAACCAAUCCUCCUCCCCAAAUGGAACUUUGAGUAUCUCAGAGUCAAGACGAAGGAGGACUAGCCAUUCUGCCAUUCACAACCUCCGUCCGUUGGCAAAUGGGAACGGUACAGGUGGGAGCAGAAGGUUCUCGAGCCAGCAGGCCACCGGGAAGCCCGGCUGCACCAUUCCAAAAGACAUUCACACAAACAGUGACGUCACGGUAUAGCCUUUGAGGGUUCAACAAAAGCUUCGAACUAUGAUUCAAUUUAUAGAACAAAGUGGACUCCUGUUUCUGCAUGGACACAAAAACCAAAAAAAGUGUAUUCAAAUGGGAAGUCAUACUUUUCGUGAGGCGACGCAAAAUGUUACGUAAUCUUGUUUCAAAGUGAUGGUGCAAUCUGUACAAUGGCUGUCUGUCACACUUUGCAUUCUAAAAAGAAAGAGAUCUCACCUUCUGUGCGAUUUGGUUAAAUGAGCUAUUAAUAAUACAGCUGCAGGUCACUCACAUCAUAGAGAAAGGAAUUGUCCUUUCUCUAUGCUCACAUUGCAAUGCUAACGCAGCUGUUGUGCUUUA
Messenger RNA from Asterias rubens (European starfish), 2567 nucleotides. Its product is annotated as alpha-2Db adrenergic receptor-like. Gene Ontology annotation, molecular function: G protein-coupled receptor activity. Bases 1011 to 2219 code for a protein of 402 amino acids. Lineage: Eukaryota; Metazoa; Echinodermata; Asteroidea; Forcipulatida; Asteriidae. Gene Ontology annotation, biological process: G protein-coupled receptor signaling pathway. Gene Ontology annotation, cellular component: membrane. The transcript has a single exon. The record is from RefSeq and is a predicted model, not a curated record.